AUGGAUGGCGAGAAGAAUGCCGUUGAUGUUCAGCUUGGAGAAUUCAUCGACCCUUCGAGGGAAAGAAAGCUUCUUGCCAAGUUGGAUUUGGCAUUGGUACCUAUCAUCAUGUUAACUUACUUGGCUUGCUUCCUUGAUCGAAGCAAUAUUGGAAAUGUGAAAGUUGCUGGUAUGCCCGAGGAUGUUGGUGCGAGCGCGGAGCAAUUUUCGACAGCAGUCUCGAUCUUCUACGCCACCUAUGUUCUAUCAGAGACGCCGUGGGCCGUCUUGUUGAAGAAGUUGACGCCAAAAUACACCAUCGGUGGCCUUUGCGUGGUCUGGUCCUUGACGACAAUCUUUAGUGGAUUCAUCACCAAUGUUGGCGGUCUCUAUGCGGCCCGUCUUGUGCUUGGAGCUUGUGAAGGAGGUUUGUUCCCAGGUCUGAACCUUUACCUCACAAUGGUCUACAAGAGAGAAGAAAUGGCCAAGCGAGUUGCCUACCUGUUUGUCUGUACGGCACUUGCAGGCGCAUUCGGCGGUCUGCUGGCUUACGAAAUCCUGCAAAUGGAUGGAGUAGCAGGUCAGGCAGGGUGGAGAUGGGUGUACAUCAUUGAGGGUAUUUUCUCCGUCGGAGUAGCAGUUGUGGUCUUUGUCUUCUUGCCCAAUGAUCCUAACAACGCGUACUUCCUUAACGACGAGGACAAGCAGUUGAUGCAAGUCAGAGCAAGGCAGCGUGCGGCCUACAUGGGAUCCGAAGACUUUAGCUGGGCAGAAGUCAAGAUGGCCCUCACUGAUCCUAAAGUUAUACUCAGUGGCCUCAUUCAGUUCUGCCAAGAUAUCCUGCUUUACGGAUUUUCGACCUUCCUCCCCAGUAUUAUUAAGUCGUUAGGCUACAACACUCUUCAGGCGCAAUACCUCACUAUCCCCGUCUACAUCUUCGGUGGCGCUGCUUUCAUGGCUGUCGCCUGGUUCUCAGACCGAACAAGCAUCCGCGGUCCCCUCGUGGCCUUCGCCAAUAUCUUCGGCAUCAUCGGAUACGUACUAAUCAUCUGCCCAACGCCAAACGGAGUCAAGUUCUUGGGCACCUUCCUCUGCGCUGUUGCUGUCUACAACGGGCCUGGACUGAACAUGAGUUGGCUGAACGUCAACGUUGCUCCACAAUACCGCCGGGCCACUGCUAUUGGUUUCCAACAGACUAUCGGCAACACUGCAGGCAUUGUGGCGGGGCAGAUCUACAGAAAAAGUCCUUACGUCCUCGGUAACUCCUUUUCGCUUGGAGCCUUGGGCGUAGCACAAAUCUUGAUUGCUUGCAAGUGGCUGUACCUCAGACACUGCAACAGUGUCAAGGAGAGAAUUGCGAAUGGCGAGGAGGAUACCAGGAAGGUGCAGACUGGCGAUGCUGCUACAGAUUUCAAGUACCAUCUGUAGAUGUCAUGAAGGCUCUAGGGUAGUG
Molecule: messenger RNA, 1432 nt
Organism: Aureobasidium pullulans EXF-150
Lineage: Eukaryota; Fungi; Ascomycota; Dothideomycetes; Dothideales; Saccotheciaceae
Product: MFS general substrate transporter
Exons: 4
Coding region: 1-1407 (468 amino acids)
Biological process (GO): transmembrane transport
Cellular component (GO): membrane
Molecular function (GO): transmembrane transporter activity
Source: RefSeq, a predicted model, not a curated record